This is a messenger RNA of Lucilia cuprina (Australian sheep blowfly), 2498 nucleotides long. It is a transcript of the gene Gr63a, whose product is annotated as gustatory and odorant receptor 63a. Bases 782 to 2254 code for a protein of 490 amino acids. Lineage: Eukaryota; Metazoa; Arthropoda; Insecta; Diptera; Calliphoridae. The record is from RefSeq and is a predicted model, not a curated record. The transcript has 7 exons. Gene Ontology annotation, biological process: sensory perception of taste. Gene Ontology annotation, cellular component: axon; neuronal cell body; membrane. Gene Ontology annotation, molecular function: sweet taste receptor activity.
UUUCUACAUUUUUAAAUUUGAUUAAAUUAGUUUGUUAUAAUUUUCACAAUAUAUUGAGUGUACUGAUGUACUUAAUUCACUAUGGAACAUAGUAAUAAGCCUAUAAAUAAGAAAAUAAAACAAAAACUAUUAUAGUCAUUUAUUAAUUUAUUUAGAUAACCUAAAUUUAAAUGAAACUUCUACAAGGCCAAGUCCAUGUAAAAGUAAAUAAAUAAAAACAACAUUCACCCAAAUAUUAGUUGUUAUUCUUUCGAACUUGUGUAAUAAAUGAUAAGUUGUAGUCAAAUGUAAACACAAAGUGCAAUGCAAUAUCUACUUACAAGAAAUUCAACUGAAAAGAAACUAUUGAACUGACCAAUUGAAUUACAAAUUUAAAUAGACAUUUAUGAAAUUACGUCUAAACUAUUAAACAAUAACACCAAACAAUUGUCAUCUUCGUGAAAUCGAUGCAGUUUUAUAUUUUUCGGUGAACAAAAAUUGGAAAUUCUAUUUAUCGCCCCUCAAAACAAAAUAACCAUCCCUCUUAACACGUUUCAUAAAUUUAUAAUUAAAAAAUAAAUAAGAAGAAAAUUAUGAAUUCCGACCAUUAAACAACAUGAUUUAUAAUUUAUGAAUUUUAAGGAUACAACAUUUUCCAUGUCCAGCACAAAGUUAAAUUUAUUUAAUCAUUAACAAAUAGUUGCUUGCGGUAACAAUUGCGUAUCGGUGUCGGUGUUUUCAAAAAAUAAGAAGACUUACUUCAUAAAGGUGUUGAAAUAUAAAUUUUAAAAACUAAAAAAAAAUGUGGAAUAAUUAUAAUAGAAAAAAGAAACAGGACGCAAUAUUUCUCAAUGUUAAACCGGUUGCGAAUAAUAUUACUGUACGGAAAUAUUCGAAUGGUUUGAUGGAUCGAUUAGAUAGUGGAUUUGGAAAUUAUAACAAAGAAAAAAGAACCAGUCGCCAAUCGAUAUCAACUAUUGAUUCCAUGAAUCAGCAAUUUUUACCAAACGUAUUUUAUCGAAAUAUUGCUCCCAUAAAAUGGUUUUUAAGCAUAAUUGGAGCCCUGCCGAUGAAACGGUCUGGACCAGGAAAAGCUAAAUUCGUCAUUGGAUCGAUUAUUUUUGCUUAUUCUAUUGUAUUCUUUACAUUUCUAAUGAUUUACGUUGCCUAUGUUGCAAACAAUCGUAUCAUAAUUGUUACAUCACUAAGUGGACCAUUUGAAGAGGCCGUCAUUGCAUAUUUGUUUCUGGUUAACAUAUUACCAAUAUUCAUAAUACCAAUAAUAUGGUGGGAAACUCGUAAAAUAUGCCGUCUCAUUAAUGAUUGGGAUGAUUUCGAAAUACUUUAUUAUCAAAUAUCGGGUCAUAGUGUUCCCUUGAAUUUAAGACGCAGAACACGGAUCAUAGCUGUUGCUUUACCUAUACUCUCAAUACUUUCGGUGGUAAUUACACAUGUAACAAUGGCGGAUUUUGAUUUGAUACAGGUUGUACCCUACUGUAUUUUGGAUAACUUAACAGCUAUGUUGGGAGCCUGGUGGUAUCUUAUUUGUGAAGCUCUAAGUACUACAGCUAAUAUUUUAGCAGAGCGUUUUCAAAAGGCCUUGCGUCAUAUUGGUCCCGCAGCUAUGGUUGCCGAUUAUCGAGCGCUCUGGUUAAGAUUGAGCAAAUUGACACGUGAUACUGGCACUGCAACUUGCUACACAUUCACCUUUCUAAAUCUAUAUCUAUUUUUCAUAAUAACUCUUUCCAUUUAUGGCCUAAUGUCACAACUUUCCGAAGGAUUCGGAAUCAAGGAUAUUGGUCUAGCCAUUACAGCGUUAUGGAAUGUCUGUCUUUUAUUCUUUAUCUGCGAUCAAGCUCACUAUGCCUCCUUCAAUGUUCGUACUAAUUUUCAAAAGAAAUUACUUAUGGUUGAAUUGAAUUGGAUGAACUCCGAUGCUCAGACUGAAAUCAAUAUGUUUUUACGAGCCACCGAAAUUAAUCCCUCGAACAUCAAUUGUGGUGGAUUCUUUGAUGUUAAUCGAAAUCUAUUCAAAGGGCUACUAACAACAAUGGUUACAUAUUUAGUGGUGUUGUUACAGUUUCAAAUUAGUAUUCCAACUGAUAUACGAACUUUUAAUCGGAAUGUAACAAUAACCGAAGACAUUUCAAUGUCUGAUUCUAGUAUGAAUAGUGAGGAAAUGGAUGUUGAUAUUAUGACAACAAUGAUGACAACUCUAGCCACAACGACAACAACAAGAGCUGCUGUGCCACCUGGUCGAGGUCGGAAGGGAUGAAUUAUUGAUAACAGUUGUGAAAAUAUCUUGAUGCAAUAUAUAGAAUUAGUUGUUUUUUUUCGAAAUUUUUAUUAUAACGUAAGAAAAAAAUAAAUCAAUAUUCAUUCUCUCUUUUAUUUCCUGAUUUAUAUUUUGUAUAUUUAUCCGUAUAUCAAUUAAUAAAAUUCUUAAAAGCUUGUAAAAUAAAAUUACCUUUGUAAUGUAGUUUGUAAUUUCAACGUAGUUUUGGAUUAUUCAGACUAUU